This is a messenger RNA of Lolium perenne, 3489 nucleotides long. Lineage: Eukaryota; Viridiplantae; Streptophyta; Magnoliopsida; Poales; Poaceae. The record is from RefSeq and is a predicted model, not a curated record.
AUGGCGAGAGAUAGGAGUUGGAUGGAUAGGGAUAGGGGUUCUGUAGAGUGGCAGGCUGGCAUGAAGGAAUUCCUAGAUUUUGCUUUUGACGGUGCUGAUGAGGACACUUCUGUCCCAUGCCCGUGUAGAAAAUGUGUCAACAUCUGUCCCAAAAAAAGGAGGGAUGUUCACCUUGACUUGCUACACCAUGGGAUGGAUCCUACGUAUACUCGUUGGAUAUACCAUGGUGAAGAAUCUGAUGAGGAAAGCAUGUCCCAAGGAUCUGGUAAUGAAGAGGCGGGAAAUGAUGAUUCUGCUGUUCGUGAUAUGCUCAAUACACUUAUAAGGGGAAGCAACGUAGGAAGUAACACAACUGAUGAAGAGGAGGGUGCUGAUGCUAAUCAUGGAGAUGCUUCGGGCAGUGGUGAACACGACCAGGAGCCAAAUUCAGCUGCCAAGGCCUUCUUUAAUUUAUUAAAGGAUGCCGAAAAAGAGUUGUACCCUGGCUGCAAGGAGGUCACAAAGCUGUCGUUCAUUGUGAAGUUGUACCAAAUCAAGUGCUUGUGUGGGUUGAGCAAUAAAGCAUGUGAUUUAAUACUGCAGUUAUUCUCCGAGGUGCUUCCAAAGGGCCACUGCAUUCCAAAUACUUUAGGAAAAGUUCAGAAGGUUAUCCGAGAUCUUGGGCUCGACUACCAGAAGAUAGAUGCAUGUGUUAAUGAUUGUGUGCUAUUCCGCAAAGAGUAUGCUCAAUUGGAGAGUUGUCCUAUCUGUAAUGCGUCUAGAUGGAAAACUGCUCUUGGCAAUGACCCAAAUGAGGCACCACCAAGUCGUAAAGAAAAGAAGCCGGUGCCUCAGAAAGUUCUGCGAUAUUUCCCCCUUACUCCACGGUUGCAAAGGCUAUUUAUGACAGAAGCCACAUCAUCAUAUAUGCAAUGGCAUAAGAAGGACCGUGUGGAUGAUAAGACAAUGAGGCAUCCUGCAGAUUCUUUGGCAUGGAAGCAUGUUGAUAAUCUGUAUUCUGAUACAUUUGCAAAAGAUGCUCGCAAUGUUAGACUUGGGCUUGCUUCUGAUGGAUUUAAUCCGUUUGGGCUGAUGAGCAUACCACACACAACCUGGCCUGUGAUCCUUAUCCCAUAUAACUUGCCUCCAUGGUUGUGCAUGAAACAACCAUAUUGGAUAAUGUCAAUGAUAAUUCCAGGACCAAAGUCAGCAGGAAAUAACAUCGAUGUUUACUUGCAGCCUUUGAUAGAUGAACUGAAGGAUCUGUGGGUUAAUGGUGCUAAUACAUAUGAUGCCGCGGAGAAGAAAGAUUUCCAGAUGUAUGCAUGUCUCCUAUGGACGAUUAAUGACUUCCCAGCUUAUGCAAUGCUAUGUGGUUGGACCACAAAAGGCAAGUUAGCAUGCCCUUAUUGCCACAAAUAUACAGAUUAUUUAUGGCUGAAAUUUGGUCGUAAACACUGCUACAUGGGACACCGUCGUUUUCUGCCUAGAAACCACAAGUGGCGUCGAAACAAGAGUUUGUUCAACAACAAGGCAGAACAUAGAGAUGCUCCAGUGCCGCUUUCAGGUGCUGAAGUGGUACAACAACAUCAAAGCUUUGAGCAAGUAACAUUUGGGCGAACAAAUAAGAGAAAGAGAGAUGAUAAUAAUAGAUGGCAUAACUGGCGAAAGAAAAGUAUAUUUUUCCAGCUCCCUUAUUGGAAGGAAUUGCUAGUAAGGCACAACUUGGAUGUGAUGCAUAUCGAGAAGAACAUUUGCGAUAGCAUUUUGGGGACAUUGCUUGAGAUGGAUGGUAAAUCCAAGGAUAGUUUAAAGGCUCGUCUUGAUUUGCAGGACAUGAAGAUAAGAAAGGAUCAACAUCCAGAGGUUGGAAAACAUAAGUAUGAACUACCAAAAGCUUGCUAUGCUUUGACUAAGGAAGAGAGGAGAAUGUUAUGCAGGUUCUUGCAGAGCGUGAAGAUGCCCGAUGGCUAUGCAUCAAACAUAAAGAGAUGUGUGGACCUAGAGAAGUGUAAGGUGUCUGGCCUCAAAACUCAUGACUGCCAUGUCAUAUUCCAGAAACUUCUUCCUAUUGCAUUGCGCAACCUUCUGCCAGAAAAGGUUGUUAUCCCAUUGCUUGAGUUGAGUCAAUUCUUUUCUGAUCUUUGUUCCAAGGAGUUGAAAGAAGAAGAUUUAGUGAAGUUGAGCAAAAAAAUUCCAGAAACUCUUUGUCAGCUGGAGAUGAUAUUUCCACCAGCGUUCUUUGAUAUCAUGAUGCAUCUUCCAAUUCAUCUUGCUGAAGAAGCUCGAUUGGGAGGACCUGUCUUGUACAGAUGGAUGUAUCCGAUUGAGCGAUAUUUGCGUACACUUAAAGUGUAUGUGCGGAAUAAAGCUCAACCUGAAGGUUCGAUUGCCGAGGGGUACAUCUUAGAAGAGUGCAUGACAUUUUGUAGUCGGUUCCUCGAUGACACCCAUACUAAACUUAAUCAGCCAGAACGUCAUGAAGGUGCUGCAAUAAAUCAACCAGCCCCAGAGAUUGACAUAAUUAGCACAAUCGAUUACUCUAAGAAAGGUUUUACAUAUGAACCACUCUCGUUUGCUGAGAUGAAUCAAAUUAGACACUACAUAAUAACAAACUGCAAAGAAACCAAGACGUGGGUAAGCGAGCAUCUUGAGGAGCUCAGAAGCAAUAAUUCUCGUAAUGCUGAAAAGAAACACAAAGAAGAGUUCGUAGGCUGGUUUGAGAGACGUAUUACAGAUCUCCAUAAUGAUGGGAAAGUUAGCAGUCUUAUUUAUGCACUAGCUAGAGGGCCUGAUCACCGAGCUCGUAUUUACAACCGGAAGGUUGUAAAUGGAUUUUUCUUUAGAAAUGCCCAUAUAGAAAAGGACUUGGGUACCCAAAAUAGCGGCGUCAUAGUCAAGGGCGAUGAAAGUACUGGCCAUAUUGAUUAUUAUGGAGUGAUCCAGAAAAUAAUAUGUCUUGAUUUUGGUAUUGACAAGGAGGUAGUUUUGUUCCAGUGUGACUGGUUUGAUGUGCCUCCUCCUGAUAGAAAUCAAAGUAGAGGCUAUAAGAAGGAUAUAUAUGGAAAUGUUGAUGUUGACACUACUCAACUCCGAUUUAAAGAUGAACCUUACAUUCUAGGCAUUCAAGCUGAACAGGUUUUUUACGUGAGAGAUGUGAAGAAGCCCAAUUGGGUAACUGUUGUUAAGAUGAAUCCACGGAAUCUAUUUGCCCCUUCUGCUUUGAAUGGUGAAGACCUUGCGGAAGCUGAUGCAGACAUACUGGAUCUUGGAGUAGGCGAAACGACCGUCCCUGACAUAACUGAAGAGAUCACUAGUUGGCGUAGAUCUGGUGUAGAAGGAGCCAGCGGUGAUGUUUCAGUUAUUCAAAGUAUAAAACCUAUUGAGUAUGAAGAAAUUCAAGUUGAAUCAGAUGAUGAUGUCGAAGAUGAUGGGACUUACAUAAAUGAUGGCCAUGUUGCUCCUUUGGUACAGGAAGAUUCAGAUGAUGAUCAAGGAUUUUUUGUAUAG